Molecule: messenger RNA, 1579 nt
Organism: Acanthaster planci (crown-of-thorns starfish)
Lineage: Eukaryota; Metazoa; Echinodermata; Asteroidea; Valvatida; Acanthasteridae
Product: leptin receptor overlapping transcript-like 1
Biological process (GO): late endosome to vacuole transport via multivesicular body sorting pathway
Cellular component (GO): endosome
Source: RefSeq, a predicted model, not a curated record
CGCACGUUGUUCAGUCGUUGAAACAGUCCUGGUCAUCUGGCUUAUACCAUGGUGAACAAGGCACUACUGUCUCACCCAUCACUGUCUUGCACUAGCUGGCUUAAUGGGAUCAGCAAAGUGGCUGCAUGGCCUUACAUCAAUCAGCAGAGGCCUCACAGGGUUCAGAGAGUGUAGUACUUCUUCCGGGCCCAGACACCUAAACUGUCUCGACGGGAAUAAUUAGUGAAGCCAGAAGGCCACAAGGAAAUAACUGUCAGUCGGUAGAUCGAUGGCGGAGGAUACCGGUGACGAGCGGACAGGCCGGGAGUCUCAGCGCAGGUUCCGCCGGAAGCAGAUUGCCCGGAACAUUCACCUCUUCAGGUGCCUGGUUGCUUUGGCCUUCUCAGCUUCAAUUGGCAUUCUCUUAGUGGUCCUGUCAUGUGCACUGCCGACAUGGGGACAACAGUGGUGGCCAAUGUUUGUAGUUACCUUUUAUGUGCUGUCUCCAGUACCAAUGUUGGUAGCAAAUCGUAUAUCCAACAUUGACAGCUUGGGAGCAGCAAGCAGCGCACUACGUGAAUUGUGCAUCUUUCUUACUACUGGAAUUGUAGUUUCUGCAUAUGGGCUGCCAUUGGUGUUCGCACACACUAAAGUGAUUGAACUGGUGCCUGCCCUUCUUGUCUUGGCUGGAAAUACAUGGUGUUUUGUCACAAUUCUGGUAUUUUUCAUUGUCUUCAACCGCAAUGAUGAUUUUGAGUUCCAGGUUUGGUGAAAAAAUUCUUGGCAUAUCUGGUAAAUUGCAAAAUGUGCAUCAUACGUUUACUGAAAUUUAAGCACGUAAAAGCAGUGUUUUCCACAGCUUUGUAUUUUAGCAAGGUAGCUGGCAAUGGAAGUGCAAAGCGAGAAGCCCUUUUGGCUUGGGGUCCCAAAGUGUGAGAUCCAAUCUAAGGCUCUGUUGUGCAAUCUGAGGUCUAGACAACUUGAGUGUUUGCCAACUCAAGUUCGGACAACUCGACCAUUGAGAAAAGAAAUUAUGGCCAGAUGUCUGAUUCACACUUUGACAUUGUUUCAACAGUUUGUCAAAAAUCACGGUAGAAGAAAAAAAUUGACAAAUAGUUACAGGACGAUAUGUUACUCACUACGAGUGAUCCCAAAUGCUUUUUUCUUACUCCACAGUCUUAGAAACUUUUGCAUCGAACGUCUGUUUAAUCAAAAUGACUUUCGAAGUUUCCGUUCUCUUUAAACUGGCCGAAAACUGAACGCGUAUUAUUUCCUAGUUUGGAUCGCGCAUUAAGUGCAUGCACACAAUAUACGUUUUGAACUCAAUAGAGGGAUUUCACUUGAGCGCUGUCCGCGCAUAUCAGUAUCGAAACCGAAGAUCUCUGUGUUGAACGCUGUCGCACGCGCCGGCGGAGUCGACACAGUAUACAUGUAGAGGGAUUUCACAUUAGUGCCGUCUGCGCAUGUUGGCAUCGAAACCGAGGCUCUCUGUGUGGAACCUCGUCGCGCACGCCCGCGGAGUCAACACAGUACAUGCAGUAAGUGUGACGCCACUUCAGUUAAACCACGCCCACUGCACAUGCAGAUACAAGUCCGUCGC